Zeugodacus cucurbitae (melon fly) is the source of this 2577-nucleotide messenger RNA. RefSeq names its product TAF5-like RNA polymerase II p300/CBP-associated factor-associated factor 65 kDa subunit 5L (gene wda). The record is from RefSeq and is a predicted model, not a curated record. The coding region runs from base 95 to 2308 and encodes 737 amino acids. Gene Ontology annotation, molecular function: RNA polymerase II general transcription initiation factor activity; protein binding. The transcript has 7 exons. NCBI's taxonomy places the organism in Eukaryota, Metazoa, Arthropoda, Insecta, Diptera, Tephritidae.
CAGCAGCAGCUGUGCAAACUUUGACAGCUACUUGCAAAAACUAUUAAUUGUAUUCAGUGAAUUUAUUGUUAAAAUUUAUAAAGUUUUUUGUGUAAUGCCAGAAAUGGGCGAAAAAAGUAGUGGCAACAAAGUGAAAAAGUCAAAAAACGACUUGUUUCGCACAUCAUUGGGAUAUUAUCUGAAACAGAAAAGUUUUGUGGGUAAUGAGAAAUUUCGUAAAUCAGAUUUUCUGCUUUUACAAAAUAAACGACAGUUUAUGGUACAAAAGAUGUUGGAUCUGGAUUUACAAUGUGGGAAUUCAUUCGCAUUCUCUAAUGUUCUAUGCAUUACUAAUAAUCACCACAUUGUUGAUCAACAAUUUGGGCGUUUCUCACAAUUUGUUGAAUCACAAAGUGAAUUCAUACGUUUAGAGUUGAGACGCUUUUAUGCGCCCAUGCUGUGCCACCUCUAUGUGGAACUGAUGAAAGCGCGCGAACAAAAAGCCGCAUUCGACUUACUCAAAAAAUACGCACAAUUAGUGGCGCCUGUAGAAACUUACGAUGCGCCCUUGCCUACGAAAAUCAAUGGUUGUUCCGUCGCCAAUGACACACAUGCCGACCAAACCAACAAUGCUACUCCACAUACCAGCAUACGAUUUGUAAAUGCAACAAAUGAAACAUCUGCAGAUCCCGAACUAAUGUAUUUCACAAAACUCAUACAAACACUAUCUGCUUGCACGAAGCUGGAGACCGCCGAAAAUGAUCCGGAUGUGGCACAUUUUCGUGCAUCCAAAUAUGAAAUACACACUACGGAGACGGUAGUCGACACGUUGCGUUGCUACCUGGAGAAACGUGGUCACGUGCUUAUACUUAAUCUCCUAUACACAUGGAUACACGUGCACGUCAUUGAUAACGAGAUACCCAAAUGGAGUGAAGAUAAUCUACUUAUGGGCUUUGAGGCGGUUGAAGACGAUGAAGAAAGUAAAUAUGAUUUGGCUGAGGUGAAACCGAAAGUCAAUGCGGCGAAUGAACGCUCGGCAGUGAAACGUGAGGCAGAGGAACCACCCGAAGAACUUAUGGUGAAAACAGAGAAGUUGGAGAACACUUUGGAUGAAAUGAAAAAGGUGCGUCAACAGCAGGUGACAGAUAGCAUGCAGACCUUGCGUAUGUGUAGAGAGCAAAUGUUGAAAACACAAACACAGCAUCCUUAUAUUAUUAAACUUGCCGAUCGGAGUAGAGGCCUUUCUGCGGCGCAUGUUGAUGCCAACGAAUGCCACCUGGUUGCCGGUUUCAAUAAUUCGGUGGUACAACUCUGGCAACUGAAUCAACAAACUUGUAGCGGCAAAAAUCUUUACGCACGCUUUGCAGAUUCCGUGUGUCGCUGGGAGCUGAACAAUCUGUGUGCCGAAGAAACUGAGACUGAGGAUCAAAUUGAUUUGGAUGUUAGAGAACAUUCGCGCCUAAAUGUAAAUGAUAGGCGGAGAAGAAAAUACGAAGCUGCCAAAUACGAGAGCAAUUCAUUUAAUGAAUAUGGUGGCAUACAAUUGCGUGGUCAUGGCGCUGGCAUUACGGACGUACGCUUCUCCGCGCAUUACCCGCUCAUUUUUAGCACAUCGAAGGAUGCCACAGUGCGUAGUUGGCGCGCCGAAAGUUUUGGCUGUGCGAACAUCUAUCGUGGUCACCGCUAUCCCGUCUGGUGUAUCGAUGAGAGUCCGGUGGGCAUGUACAUUGCGACCGGUUCGAAGGAUCUCACAACGCGUUUGUGGUCGCUGGAGCGUGACUCUCCACUAAUCACUUACGCCGGCCAUACACAAGAUGUUGAGUGCAUUGCCUUUCAUCCGAAUGGCAGUUACUUGGCCACUGGCUCUGCGGAUCUCUCUGUGCGUCUGUGGUGUGUGACAAGUGGCAAACUGAUGCGCGUUUUCUCUGACUGCAAGCAGCCCGUUACGAACAUAGCAUUCAGCCCGGAUGGCAAAAUGCUGGCCGCCGGCGGUGAGGAGUCCAAAAUACGUAUUUUCGAUUUGGCCGCCGGCGCACAGCUGAACGAACUGAAAGAUCACACUGCCACCAUUAACAGUAUUGCCUGGAGUAAGGGCGGCCGACAUUUGGCGUCCGCAUGUCGCGACGGCACUUUGCGUGUGUGGGAUGUCAAGAAGCUGUCACCCAUCAACGACAGCACCAGUGGCAGUAGCAACGCAAACUCCUCAUCUUCCUCCUCAUCCUCAUCAACUAAUUUGAAUAAGAUUAUGGCGUUGAGCAGCAGCUGUCAGCGUUUAGUGAAAGUCUCCUUUAGUCGGCAAGAUGAAGUGAUUUGUGCUAUCGGCAGCUAAAGCGCGCAAAAGUUAAGCUUAUUAGUGUGAAAAGCAAGCAAUGCGUGUUAAGACUUCAAAGCGUUUAGAAAUAAUAGUAAUGCAAGAACAAAUUAAUAUUAGAAUCAAACAAUGAGUAUUGUACUCGUACUUGUUAAAGAGCAUGUUUAGUUUAUUUUAAGAAACUAAAUUAUUAAGUUCCGACUAACAUUACAAAAAAAAAAAAUAAUAAUAAUUAAAAAAUCCAAAUAAAUAAGUUAACCAAUUACGUAUAAUUAAAGUAUACAGGA